Messenger RNA from Hibiscus syriacus, 662 nucleotides. Its product is annotated as 40S ribosomal protein S18-like. Gene Ontology annotation, molecular function: structural constituent of ribosome; RNA binding. The transcript is spliced from 5 exons. Gene Ontology annotation, biological process: translation. The coding region runs from base 85 to 543 and encodes 152 amino acids. The record is from RefSeq and is a predicted model, not a curated record. Lineage: Eukaryota; Viridiplantae; Streptophyta; Magnoliopsida; Malvales; Malvaceae. Gene Ontology annotation, cellular component: ribosome; cytosol; small ribosomal subunit.
UUAUAUUCUGAGGACUAGAUCCUAUUACGUCUGUUAUUCAGUUCAGCUCAUCAGCGUCCCCAAAUAUCCUCGCCGCUCACAAAAAUGUCUCUGGUGGCCAACGAAGAUUUUCAGCACAUUUUACGUGUAUUGAACACCAACGUCGAUGGAAAGCAGAAUAUUAUGUUUGCUAUGACCUCCAUCAAGGGUAUCGGAAGACGUUUUGCUAACAUUGUCUGCAAGAAGGCUGAUGUCGAUAUGAACAAGAGGGCUGGUGAAUUGACUGCGCAGGAGCUGGACAAUCUAAUGACCAUCGUUGCCAACCCCAGACAGUUUAAAAUUCCGGACUGGUUUUUGAACAGGCAGAAGGAUUACAAAGAUGAGAAGUAUUCUCAGGUUGUUUCUAAUGCUCUUGACAUGAAGUUGAGAGAUGAUUUGGAGCGCCCGAAGAAGAUCAGGAACUACCGUGGGCUUAGGCACUACUGGGGCCUUCGUGUACGUGGUCAGCACACCAAGACUACUGGUCGCAGAGGGAAGACUGUUGGUGUCUCUAAGAAGCGUUGAGUGCUUUAUACAUAUACUACUAAUGUUUUGAAGAGAUGUAUCUUCAGGCAGAGUUUAUUUACUUCCUUUUAAGCACUGUAUUGUUUUCAUUAGGACAAAAUUUUGGAUGUGAUUUUCUU